Messenger RNA from Naumovozyma castellii, 3309 nucleotides. It is a transcript of the gene KIP1, whose product is annotated as Kip1p. Lineage: Eukaryota; Fungi; Ascomycota; Saccharomycetes; Saccharomycetales; Saccharomycetaceae. The transcript has a single exon. The record is from RefSeq and is a predicted model, not a curated record. The coding region runs from base 1 to 3309 and encodes 1102 amino acids.
AUGCCCAACAACACCACAAUCACUGGUCUCAGCAGGAAAGCAUCACUCCCCCAACCCAGUCUAAUGUCUCAGAACCACCGUAUGCCCUCAUCGACAACGGCUGCCGCAAGACGUUCUGCCGCCAGGAGAAGAACAACCAUACCCAGCACUACCACUACCACCACCACAACAAACAACAACAUUAAAGUAUACGUCCGUUGCAGGUCUCGUAACGAACGAGAGAUCCAGGAAAAGAGCUCCGUCGUCAUCUCCACCCUGGGUGCCCCCCAAUCCACGCAAUUGCUUCUCUCCAACCCGCUCCUCCCACUCGCAUACGCCAAGAGAACAUACACGUUCGAUCGUGUCUUUGGUGCUGAAUCAGACCAGGAAUCUGUCUUCAAUGAUGCCGCCAAGAACUACAUCCACGAGAUGCUCGAGGGCUACAACUGUACCGUGUUUGCUUAUGGACAGACGGGCACGGGGAAGACUUACACCAUGUCCGGGGACCUGAAUAUCCUUGGCGGUGAUCUCGACUCCAACACAAUGGUCCUCCUCGGUGAACAUGCCGGUAUUAUACCGAGGGUCCUGGUGGAAUUGUUUAGAUGGUUGGAUGGUAAUGAAGGGUAUUCUGUGAAAGUAUCAUUUUUGGAAUUGUAUAAUGAAAGAUUAAAAGAUUUAUUGGCAUCCGAGCAAUCAGAGGAGGAAAAUAUUAGAAUCUUCGAUAAUGUUAGUGCAUCAUCGUCUAUUAUGGUGAAGGGAAUGGAGGAAAUUUAUAUUAACUCUGCACAUCAAGGAUUGCAAUUGUUGAUGGAUGGGUCCAUAAAGAGGAAAGUGGCCGCUACGAAGUGUAACGAUUUAUCAUCAAGAUCACAUACCGUGUUCACCAUAACAACAAACAUUACCAAACUGGACCCGGUUUCAGGGGAACAAUACGUGAAGACAGGGAAGUUAAAUUUGGUGGAUUUGGCUGGUAGUGAAAAUAUUAAUAGAUCAGGUGCAGAGAAUAAGAGGGCACAGGAGGCAGGACUCAUUAAUAAAUCAUUAUUGACAUUGGGUCGUGUCAUUAAUGCCCUGGUGGAUCAUACUCAACAUAUACCAUAUAGGGAAUCCAAAUUGACUCGAUUACUACAGGAUUCAUUGGGUGGUAAGACUAAGACGUGUAUUAUUGCUACCAUUUCACCAGCAAAGAUAUCCAUGGAUGAAACUAUUAGUACGUUGGAGUAUGCAACAAGAGCCAAAUCCAUUAAGAAUACUCCACAAGUGAACCAAUCCAUGUCCAAGGACUCAUGUAUUAAUGAGUACGUUCAUGAAAUUGAACGAUUAAGACAAGAAUUGAAAACUUCAAGACAAAAGGAUGGGAUAUCCAUCACACAGGAUCAAUUCGAUCUUUAUGAAAGUAAUGGAAUUUUAGUGGAUGAACAAAAGACCAAGAUACAAAACAUGGAGGAACAAAUUCAAAGAUUUAAGGAUAAAUACGUGAAACAAACAGAAUUAAAUAAAAAUUUGGAAAGUAGAUUAAAACAAAAUGAAUUACAAACGAUACAAUUAAAAUCUCAAAGAACACAAUUAUUAUCACUCUUGGAAAAUUUCCAAUCAAAUUCCAAUCAUUACAUUGAAAGAGUCACUAAGAUCCAUGAUUCUAACACACACCUUAUUCAACAAUUAGCACAACAACGUAGUGAACUGCAUAAUGGCUCCAUCACAUAUGUUAAAAGUGUAACAGAAGCCAUGUCGGGAAUAUCUGAUCAACAAAAGGAGUUAUCUGAACUACGAAACGUAUUACAAUCUUAUAAUGAUAAAUUUAAACAUGUGAUCACAGGCAUCUUUACCGAAUUGGAAGAUAAAGUUAAGGAUACAAGAAAAAGUACUCUCGAACCGUUAACCUCAAUGAACUUAAGAUUAAUUUUGGAUAUGAUUGGUGAAUUAAGGGACGACAUAUCUACAAGAUUUGAAAUGUUGAAAAAACCAAGAACUGAAGACACAACUAAGAUAUUUAAGGCACAUCAAGAUAUAAUUGAAACUUGCUUUUCUCACAUAAAUGAAUAUUGUGAUUCCAUGGAAAAAGUACUCACAACAUCAAUAAACCAAUUUCAAGCACAUUCUUUACCAUCCAGUUUUGACAUAUUUCAAGAUAAAACAAAGAAAGAACUAGAUGAAUUGAUGAAUAUAAUCAAAACUCAAAAGCAAUAUGCGAUGAACUUAGAACAACAGAUUAUAGAAGAAAAGAAAAGAUCCAAAAGGUUAAACAUUCAUAUAAAGGAACUGCAAUCAUAUUUUGAAGAAUUCGUCACUCCUCAACGACAAACGAUGUUUCAAACCAUUAUAGACAUGAUAGAGAAUAGCAGACAGAAGCAACACGAGGUAGACAUGACCAUCCUUAAUAAAUCUCAAGCUAUACUUUCCAAUAUGGAUAUGGAAUCCAACGCAACAAACGAAAAGAAUCUCCAAAAAUUACAAAUACAAUCUUCAAAUUCACUUAAUAUUAUUGACAAGAAUCUACAUGAACUUCCUCAAAAGUUUGAACUCAUGUAUUCCAAGGAAAAGUUAUCGUUACAAGAUAAACUUGCUGACAUCCCUCUAUCUUCAUCUAUGAGGAAACUCACAGAAAUACUUGAAAAAAUGUCCAGUGAGGAAACCAGCAAACCAGUUUCUAUGGCCAUUAAAGAUCAUGCCCAGAGUUUGGAAACAUCUAUUUUUGAUGCUGAUGCUCAAAUUAAGUCUUUGGUAGAAAAGUUAUCCACAAUGGCAGGGAGAGAUUUCACCGAGAAAAGAAAUGAACUACAAUCAAUUUCCCAAACUCUAGACCAGCUUUAUAAAUAUAUCUUGCAUGAUUAUAAAGGUAAUGUUACCCAAUUAUACGAAACCCAAUCUGAUAUUAUGAGCAAUCAUUGUACAGGAGUCGAUAAGAUUGUUGAUUCUUUGGAUGUCCCCAUUAAAGCUUAUUCCAAACCAAAAUAUCCUCCUACAUUAUCCGAAACAACCAUUAAUGAACUUCCUGAGUUUCAAAUCCCCGAAAAUGUACACAUAUUUACUGAUCUGAAAAAAGAUAUACAAAAUCAUUCUCAUUCACCAAACCAAAAAAGCAUUGUGGAUGUCUUAUCUAAUGUACCAAGCACACCUGUUCCCAUUCCAGAUCAACCUUUACCAAAAGUUUUGGUGCCGAAAAGUAUAAAUUCAAAUACCAAGAGGGCACAUACUCUGCCAUCCACUUUCAAAAACAAGUUAAACAAGAAUUUAGCACUUAAUAAUUUGAAAAGACGAUUUACGGAAGAACCCACUCAGGAUCAUGGCAUAGAGCAUGACAAGAAGGUUAAAGUGGAUACAGAUUAG